AUGAUGGAAAUAGAAAGCAUAAAAAUGAAAUCAAUAGAUGAUAAUUCAGAUUUGGCUAGUUGUAUAUAUGAUAUUAACAAACCAAUUUCUGACGGAACAACAAUAAUCGGUAUAAUUUAUAAUGAUGGUGUUAUGCUAGCAUGCGAUACAAGAACUUCAUCAGGCACAUUAAUUAGUAAUAAAUGCUCAAGAAAAAUUAAUAGAAUUAAUGAAAAUAUUUAUGUCUGUAGAAGUGGAGCUUCUGCUCAUAGCCAAAAGGUAAUUGAAAUUAUAAAACAUUAUUGUCUAGCAAUGAAAAGUGAAAAUAGAAAAAAGGGAAGAUUUCAUGAAGAUGAUUCUUUAAGUGAAGAUGUUAAUGACGAAGAUAUUGAUAUAGAUAAGAUUAAUAAUACAGAUAAUAAAAGCAUUACAAAUUCAAUAACUAAAAAUAAAUAUUUUUAUGAUGACAAAUUUAUGGAUUAUAACCCUUUAGUAGAAAACGUUGCAUACAUUACUAAAAAACUCAUUUAUGCAAAUAAUAACUUUUUAUCAUGUGCUCUUAUAUUAGGUGGUUAUGAUAAAGAAAAAAAGCAGCAGCUUUAUUCAGUAAAUUUAAAUGGAAGCAUAAUCCCAAAAUUUGAUUUUGCAGUUAGUGGAAGUGGUAGUAUAUAUAUCCAAUCUUAUUUACAAGACAAGUAUAAAAAGAAUAUGAGUAAAAAGGAAUGUUUUUAUUUAAUUUUAAAUUGUGUUAAAUAUGCUAUAUAUAAUGAUAAUAGUAGCGGAGGUAUUGUAAGAAUUGUUAAUAUAACAAAACAUUAUGUUGAAGAAUUUACAGUAACGAACACACAAUUAAAUUUUGAUUACUAA
Messenger RNA from Plasmodium relictum, 846 nucleotides. RefSeq names its product proteasome subunit beta type-6, putative. The transcript has a single exon. The record is from RefSeq and is a predicted model, not a curated record. NCBI's taxonomy places the organism in Eukaryota, Apicomplexa, Aconoidasida, Haemosporida, Plasmodiidae. The coding region runs from base 1 to 846 and encodes 281 amino acids. Gene Ontology annotation, cellular component: proteasome core complex.